This is a messenger RNA of Myiozetetes cayanensis, 375 nucleotides long. Its product is annotated as tonsoku-like protein. The annotation marks the transcript as partial. Gene Ontology annotation, molecular function: protein binding. The transcript is spliced from 3 exons. The record is from RefSeq and is a predicted model, not a curated record. NCBI's taxonomy places the organism in Eukaryota, Metazoa, Chordata, Aves, Passeriformes, Tyrannidae.
GGGGGGGCCGCGCUCAGGGAGGCCGAGGGGGCCUUCAGGACCAGCCUGGCCAUCGUGGAGGAGAAGCUGGAAGGCUCGGUGUCCCGGCGGGAGCUGGCGGAGAUGCGGACUCGGCUCUACCUCAACCUGGGCCUGGUGCACGACGCGCUGCGGGACCCCCGGCAGUGCCACCACUUCAUCCGCAAGAGCAUCUUCCUGGCCGAGCAGGCCCAGCUGCAGGAGGAUCUUUUCCGCGGUCACUUCAACCUGGGCCACAUCUCCCUGCGUGCCGGGGAUCAUUCCGGGGCUCUCCGGAGCCUCUCCCGGGCUCGGGAAUGCGCCCGGAUCCUGCGGGACAGGGGGCUGGAGAGCGAGUGCUGCAGCAGCACCGCCCAG